Phytophthora infestans T30-4 is the source of this 1644-nucleotide messenger RNA. RefSeq lists its product as uncharacterized. Gene Ontology annotation, cellular component: plasma membrane. The transcript has 6 exons. Lineage: Eukaryota; Oomycota; Peronosporomycetes; Peronosporales; Peronosporaceae. The coding region runs from base 1 to 1644 and encodes 547 amino acids. Gene Ontology annotation, molecular function: calcium-dependent phospholipid binding; calcium ion binding. The record is from RefSeq and is a predicted model, not a curated record. Gene Ontology annotation, biological process: positive regulation of protein targeting to membrane; positive regulation of D-glucose transmembrane transport; protein localization to plasma membrane.
AUGAAAGUGCUCGGUGUGAACGCGGUGUUCGCGUUUGACUCGCAGAUCCAGAUCGGCGGGUCUCUAAUCGUCGGUGUUAUUACUGGUACUGGUCUGUAUCUGCCUGCUCUCCCCUCCCCAACACUUCGCAUCGAGCGAAACAUCGAUGUGAAAGACGAGGAAGAUCGACGUCUUGUUCAGCUUCAAGCUCAAAUCGAAGAGCUCAGCACGUUCAACAAAGACAGACUUCACCGGGAUCAAAUCUGCAUCGUUCAACCGGAAUAUGAAUACUAUAUCGGAGGCAGGAGUGCGCGGAACCAGCUCCAAGCCAGCACGUCGCUUUCCGACCAGGACGACGACAAUGCGAAGGGCUCCAAGCGUCUGUUCCAACACACACAGUCCCGAUCAAGACGUGCGCGAAGGAGACAAGUAGCACAGCCGUCUCCUGAUGACGUUCAGACGCUGAAUGCAGCGACAGUGGAAGCCUCGGAUGGUGACACGACUCCUCCGUCCCAGACCUCGCUUGACAAUGACUCGAAGACUCUGAGCUCGUCUUCCGAAUCGAGUUCCGAGUCGGAAGAAGAAGCGUUCGUCGAUGGCUUCAGCGACUCGAAGGAGACUUUUGUACUGGAAAUCGACGAUGAGACGGAUGAAGACCUCAUGUCGGUGUUGCUGGAACAGGAGUUACCGGAGGGUAUCUACAUGUGCAAUACGGAUCGUCUUCCGGGUGACUUUACGCCGGGGGAGAACGUGCACUUGAUUGUGUCCAUGAAGCGAGUCGAGUGGGAUGAAGAUCGCAUGCGUGACACACGUCUCAAUGAACUGCUCUCUGUUGUGUUUAAAGAGCUCUUCGCGAGUUUGCUGUUCAAGGUGCGUUUGUAUGCUCCCUGUGCGAUCUGCGGCUUGAAGACUCGAGUAGCAGUAGCAUCCGAAACGAUGCUUGAAGUGGUUCUAAGUGGCAUGGCUGUACUGGAGAAGAACUGGGAAGAUCCACUCGAGAGUCUUCUAAAUAACGCUGCAACUUCUCUUGAUAUGGAAGAAACACACGCUGACUCCUCCGAUAUAACUGCGUCGACUGCAGCGGUGCAUGACAUCCCGCUGUCUGGAAAAUCUUCUCCGUCCAAGCUGCACAUCCACAUGCAUCGAACUCGAAGUUUUUCACACAACCGAUCGAAUAACCCCAUGAUGCCUGGAACGACCGCAGCUAUACCAGCUCCGUACGGCCGCGAAUGGAUCGAGUUGACGCCGCUCGGAUACAUUCCUGGUGCUCACGUGACACGAUACCUCGGUCGAGUGACGCUGCACUUUAUUAAGGAGAGCUGGACAGUGCGAGAGAGUGGCGGAUUGGGAGCCUUCUACCACUUGUUCCUGAGUGAGGCCAUCGCUAUUGUCCGAGCGCACGUACGCUCCUUGGGCGGUAACGCCAUGUUGACAUUCCGACUCGUACCCAUCGAGUCCAGUCAACUGUACCGGAACCAAGUGUACAAUAUGAUCAGCAUCACAGGGGACGUCGUCAUGAUUGAGCGAGAAGUGGACAACGACAUUGCGUACCCGCCCAACAUGUGGAGCUCUAAAGCUUCCCAUGCAGCGGAAAUGGACAAGCUCUCGUCUCUUGACGACGCAUUCGCCAACGUCAUUAUUGAAGACUCGGGCAACAUCGACUAG